GAAGAGGCACAACUUCAUCUUUCUCUGGAGCUUGUAUUCUCAUUCAUGUAUUCAUUCAUCGCUGCUGCAGAGUUAUGGUUUUUGGAAACUGCUGGCAAACUGAAUCAGCUUGAUAUUGGAUUCCCAGGAGCACACUAGACCUGACACUGCUAAGCUCCUACAUAACAGGUGCCCCCUGGUUAUGAGCUCACUACUGCUCAACUCAACCAUGAAGGAUCGUGACUCUCUGACCCUCCUGCACUACUCUAGCACGGGCAAAACAGCAACACAGUUCCCAACUCCCAACAUCCAUUCUUCAUCUCCAGGGCUCAACAAGCCUCAAUCCUUCUGCUUGCAGUCCAGCCAGCACCUCAUUGCAUCAAUGCAGCUCCAGAAACUUAACAGCCACUACCAGAGCCUGGCUGGAUCUUCAGUGGUCCCUUCUGGUCCAAACCGAGGGUUCGGAGCAAGUCCAAUGGGCCCAGCGCAGAUCUCUGCUCCAGGUUUGGCUCAAGGACCUGGGAUUAUUGAUUCUGAUCCAGUGGAUGAGGAUGUUUUGAUGUCAUUAGUGGUCGAGCUUGGUUUGGACAGGGCUAAUGAGCUCCCGGAGCUCUGGCUGGGUCAGAAUGAAUUUGACUUCAUAUCAGAUGUUCCUGCUGGUUGCUGACACUUAACAUCCACAAUUUUGUGUUGUGAUUGGCUAACUUUUGCACUUUGGAUGGUGUAGACGCAAGAGUUUUUUUUUGAACGGUCCCUUUUGAAUAUUUAAGUUAAAGUGGUCUAGAUGAGGACGUACACGCAGUGGACUACUUGAACACAUCUUCGAGGGAGGACUUGAGGGUAAUUUGAUGUGAAUUGCCUUACAUCAAUUACUUAUUUGAAUCCCCUCCAAGCUCUCAUUUCUAAGUGAUGUAAGAAUUUCUCAAGUGACCAGACAUGGAGUCGUCAUGGUUCAGACAUGGACUAGACCUCCAGCACAAGCUGUACCAAAAGUGUGGAACCCAUGGUAUUUGUUACUUCAUGGACCCCCAAAAUCUCAAUCCAGCUGCAGCGUGACCUGGUCGACUGGAUAUUCAUAUGUAUUUUUUUUUUUUCUUUUUUUUUACAUUAAUGGUUGUCCUAACCACCUAAAUACUAAAUGUGCAUUAGCAAACAAGUUAUUGCUUCUGUAAGAUGAGAUAUGGAUGUGGUUUCAUCACUGUCCAGUCACCAUCUGUCAGAUCUGACCAGCCGGAUGUUGUUUUUGUUCUGUAAUGGAAGGUGAUCCUGAACCAGCAUGGUCAAUUCUCUUCCAACAUGCAUGUCAUCACAAGAGUUUUCCACUGGAGUAACCUGAUCUAGUAGACAGCUUUCCAUGGUUAAAUAUAUUAAUGAUGGACGUGUCCGUUUCUUCCACCUCUUGGAAGGCUGUGAAAAGCAGAAGAAACUGCAGGUCAAUUCAAGCAAAGAAAGUAAUUUGAAUAUGAAUCCUAUUACUAAAGCACUAUAUUUGUAAAUAUUUAAUCAAGUGUCUAUCUUGUAUAAUUAAAAAAUAGAAAAAUGCUAUUCUGUUGUGUUUUUGUUUAGUGUAGACUAAUGCAAACCUGUGUUAAAGUAUGGAAUGAUUUCUGUUAACAUUUUUCAAUUACGAAGUGGUGAUUUUGUUUAGCACUUUCCUGGCAUCUUUUGUUUUCUUAAAAGAUAUGAUUAUUGUUUUGUAUAAAAAUGAACAUAUGUGACUAUUUUUCUGAAUUAUAAGUAAAUAAAGCCAACAAAAUAAUUUACAA
This is a messenger RNA of Trichomycterus rosablanca, 1745 nucleotides long. It is a transcript of the gene cited1, whose product is annotated as Cbp/p300-interacting transactivator, with Glu/Asp-rich carboxy-terminal domain, 1. Gene Ontology annotation, cellular component: nucleus. The record is from RefSeq and is a predicted model, not a curated record. Gene Ontology annotation, molecular function: transcription coactivator activity. The transcript is spliced from 2 exons. Lineage: Eukaryota; Metazoa; Chordata; Actinopteri; Siluriformes; Trichomycteridae. Gene Ontology annotation, biological process: regulation of DNA-templated transcription. The coding region runs from base 182 to 646 and encodes 154 amino acids.